Messenger RNA from Lethenteron reissneri (Far Eastern brook lamprey), 1691 nucleotides. RefSeq names its product serum paraoxonase/arylesterase 2-like. Lineage: Eukaryota; Metazoa; Chordata; Hyperoartia; Petromyzontiformes; Petromyzontidae. The record is from RefSeq and is a predicted model, not a curated record. Gene Ontology annotation, molecular function: arylesterase activity.
CCCACAGCGCCCACGUGGUUUGUGGAGACUUCUCGGGGAGAACUCAGCGCGGCCAUGUGGGGAGGCGUCGCGGUCGUGGUGGCGCUGGCGGUGGUCGCCGCGCGAGUUCACGACCUCAGCUCCAAGCUGGGCCUGUUCCGGGAGCUCCGCGAGACCGACCUCAGCGCCUGCAGCCUCCUGGACCAUGGGCCCAUGGGGUUUGGAUCGGAGGACAUUGAGUUCCUCCCGAACGGGAUGGCCUUCAUCUCCUCCGGCCUGCGCUACCCCGGAAUGCCCGACCUGAACGAGGGCCGCCCGGGCGGCAUCUUCACGGUGGACGUGACGGCGGCGGGCGCCCCGCGGCCCUCGCCCCUCGUCGUCGUGGGCGACCCCGACGCGUCCGCCCUCAACCCCCACGGCAUCAGCCUGCACGUGUCGCACGCAGGCGGCGACGAGGUGGUGCGUCUCUUCGUCGUCCACCACCCCAUGGAGGGCGGCGCCUUUGAGAGCCGCGUGAAGAUCUACCGCUACGAGCCGGAGUCGCGCUCGCUCGUCCACGAGCACACCGUCAUGGACCCCCUCCUGAGCAGCGUCAACGACGUGUGGGCCGUGGGGCCCGACUCGUUCUACGCCACCAAUGACCACGCACUGCCCGUGGCGCUCUGGCCGCUGGAGGUGCUGCUCGGCCUGCGCUGGACCAACGUGGUUUUCCGCGCACCCAACGGCACCGUCGCCGUCGUGGCCACCGGGUUCCGCUCGGCCAACGGCAUCGCCGGAUCGCCGGACGGGAGACACGUGUACGUCGCGGAUGUCUCCGCAGCGGAGCUGCACGUGCUCGGCAGGAGCCCCGGGCCCGGCCUCGUUCCACUUCAGGUCGUGGCGCUGCCGUCCAUGCCGGACAACGUGGCGGUGGACCCGGCGACGGGCGACGUGUGGCUCGCGUGCCACCCCAACGCGUGGAAGAUCGUCCGCUUGGACCCCAGCAGCCCCCCCGGAAUGGAGGUCCUCCGCGUGGAGAACGCCGCGUCGCCGCAGCCGCGCGUGUCCCAGGUCCUGCUCAGCUUGGACGGAACGCUGCAGGGCUCCUCCGUGGCGGCGCGCCACGGGGCCCACCUCCUCGUGGGCUCCGUGUAUCACCGCACGCUGCACUGCCGGGCGGACCUGCUCGUGUAGACGGCGCCGGUGGCACCCGCACAACCCCCACCCCACCACCGUCCCCCGCCCCCACCGUGUACCCCCUCCUCUCAUCCUCCUCCCCCACCAGCCGGAGGAUGGCAGACGAGGGCAUUGUCCGAAUUACCGUGGAAUUUAAAAUGUUAUUUCAUUAAAUGCGUAAUUUGUAAUUGGCCUUUAAAUUAAACACCUCAAAGUAGUUGGUAAUGCGGAUUUAAAUCGCUGCGGAGAUUCGUACUCUGCCCAUAUGCGUGGCGGCCCCACUCGGAGACGGCUCGCGCCCCGACCCGCGUGCUCGUGACGUAGCGUGGCGGCGGUGCUCGCACGCCGUGGCUGAGAGUCGAGGGCGAUGUCGAACCGUGAACGUCGCGGGAACCGGUGGCAACGCCCGGUUCACGGUGCCACAGGAGCCAUAUUGUUUCUACUGUAAUAGAAAGCUGCUUAUUUCGGGAAUCAAAACCGAUUGCUUUUCGCUUAAGGGUUUAUUAUGUACGGUAAUAUUAAAGGUGUCGAACAUGAAAAAUAAAUCAAGAACUAUU